CAGAGCCUGUGGUUUCGGCCGCGCAGCCAAAGCUGUGUGAGAACCCAGUGGAUGCUGGAUUUAUCCCCGCCGCCGCCACUGCUGCCGCUGCUGUUUCUCAGGGGCUGCCAGAGUAUGGACUAUUAAAAACUUGCAUUUCUGCAGUGUGAGGUAAUAUUUUGACACCAACAUGGGAAAGCAAAACAGCAAGCUACGCCCUGAAGUCAUGCAAGAUUUGCUAGAAAGUACAGACUUUACAGAACACGAGAUCCAGGAGUGGUACAAGGGCUUCUUGAGAGACUGCCCAAGUGGACACUUAUCCAUGGAGGAGUUUAAAAAAAUCUAUGGGAACUUUUUCCCUUAUGGGGACGCUUCUAAGUUUGCGGAACAUGUAUUCCGCACUUUUGAUGCCAAUGGAGACGGAACAAUAGAUUUCAGAGAAUUCAUCAUAGCCUUGAGCGUAACAUCGAGAGGUAAACUGGAGCAGAAGCUGAAGUGGGCAUUCAGCAUGUAUGAUCUCGAUGGGAACGGCUACAUCAGUAAGUCAGAGAUGCUGGAAAUUGUGCAGGCAAUCUAUAAGAUGGUUUCUUCUGUAAUGAAGAUGCCGGAAGAUGAGUCGACCCCAGAGAAAAGGACAGAGAAGAUCUUCCGCCAGAUGGACACCAACCGUGAUGGAAAACUCUCCCUAGAAGAGUUCAUCCGAGGCGCCAAGAGUGACCCAUCAAUAGUGCGACUCCUGCAGUGUGAUCCCAGCAGCGCCGGGCAAUUCUGAACACACUCUUUGGAUGAAUUAUGUAUCUGCUUUUUUUUUUUCCUUGCCAAACAACAUUCAUGGUAGUGUUGCCUCUGUAUGGCCAAUUAUGCCUUCUUUUGUGGCAUCUUAUAGCUUCUUUUGUUGUGGAUUAAUUAUAAGAAUGCUGAAUUGCUCUUAACGAUUUGUCCAGAGCACGAGCAGUACUGUUUUAAACAGAUAUUGUGGUGUUAUCGUUGUUUUAAAGAUUUUUUUUUUUAACAUGUCUGUUUUGGAAAGUACACUUGAGAAGGACAAAACCAACAACAAAUCCUUGGCAACAAGACAUAAUGACAGGUUUUGGGUUGCUGCUUUAGUAGCUGAGUAUUCACCCAGAGGACCUGAAAGUGUAGCAGAGAUUGAAGCAAAAGGGUUGUGAUGGGGUAGGACUCUCCUGGGAUCUCCUCUCCUGUCCAGGAGGCACCAGUGAAGCUCAAAGACAGGAUGUCUAAUGUGCACAACUGGUGAGGGCUGCACUGUCUGCACCCCUGUACCUAAGCUUCAAUGUUUCAAUGCUGUGAACAUUUUCAAGGUUGUGAAGGAGGAGGAGGAAAAAAAAAUGCAAUCAACAGUUUUUACUUGGUUUACAGCGGCUGAUUUCACAUGGCUUUAUCUGAAAAUCCAGCAAUUUGCAGUUCUGAUCCCAAAAUCCACAACUGACGAUACCUCUUGCCAUUUGGGGUCAGCAAAGGCAGGCAUGGAUAUUGAAAACUGGGUAUUGACAAUGAAUUUAAGGGAGAUACAUGUUGAAUGUGAAAUUUUCAGGUUAGUAAUAAAGUAGUUUCUGCUAAGGAGAGCGGGCAUUCAGCCAAGGAGAUGAUGUACACCUGCAAGCGGCUAGAACCGAAGCAAACCAGCUAUUUGUUCUUGUGUAGUACGACAUUCUGGGGGUGUUUUUGUCUCUCUCCACAUAGCUAAUGCAGUUUCCAGGCCUGCUCCUGGGGGAAGGCUGACAUCAAAACUUGUUUUAAGUAUAAAAUUGUAGCAUUUAUAUUUCCUUUAUUUUAGUCAAGUUCAAAAGUCUGUACUAAAACAAGGAAAUGGUACGCUUUAUGGUAUAUUUAUAUAUAUAAAAAUUAAAACGGAAAAAAAAAAAAAAAAGAUCAGCUCUGAAAGAAAUGUUGAAUGUUUAUCUUUUCGCCUAGAUGCAGGAGUUCUGAAAUUUGCUGCUGCAAACCUUUAUCCUUCCGUCAGAGUUGCUGCUUUCCAAGCUAGGAUGCAGACAUGGGAUUUCUUGGUAACUGUACAAGUGCUGCUGCAACAGAAAGGCUUUAGUGGCUGGAGGCAUUAUGCUGACUAAAUUGGCGUUAAUCUGUCAUUAGCUAAAGGCUGCUCUGUGAUCCUGCUGGUGAGGUGUUCAUGUGGGCAAUGCGCAGCCAUGGGGCCCGUGAGCUUGGAAGUGUGACCUCUGCCUGACAGGCAAGGUUGGUGUCUCGUCAAGUGACCUUGUAGAUGCUAAUCCCCAGUAGCCUUAAUUUAAAAUAAACUAAGUAAAAUAAGUCUGCUUUCCAGAUGCUGAUUCACUAAGUACUAACUAGAAGUCAUGAAAAAGUAGCAGAGCGUGAAUAAUUUUUUGUUGAACACUAGGUAGCAUGUACAAUUAAGAGAGAAGAAAUUCCUAGGCUUAAUUUCUCAUUAUCAUUUGCUUUGCCAGAUUUAAUAUGCAAAGCAUAUUAAAAUAAAAUGAAAAUACAUUAAAACUUGCAUCGUUAAUCAGUCGUACUAAAAUGAUGGUGAGUGGCUAAUUGCACUCAGUAAAUAUCUUCAGGCGCACACCUUUGUCUCAAAUGCCUGCAGAAAGCCAGCUGAAAGUUUAUUCCCGUGAAACUAAUUAAAAUCCUGAGCAGAGGUGUGUGGGGGAAAGUGAGAAGGUAGAAGAGGCCCAGGCACACAGGUGCACAGACAUGAACAGAUUGUAGUACUUAGCACUUCAGCUGUUACAAGCAUCACAGGCACAUUUUGCACCGAUUCUUACAGUUGAUGAAAGUGUUUCUUAGCUCCUGCUCCCUGACCCUCAUCAGAUAUCCUGUGAACAAAUCUCACCCUGCAAAGGAGAACCUGAGCCUGCCUUUCCCUAGGAGAAACCUGUGUCCGUCACCUCCCCACCGCUGCCACCAGCAGAGAUGCUACAGAGCAGCUCCAGGCUCAGUGCAGGCCUCCAGCUCCAGAGCAGCCCAGGCCCACAACAGCUGGCUUUUACUGGGGAUGAAUUUGAAAAUGUGACUGAAACUUUUAAAAAUUUGCCUCUUAUUUCAGUGUCAGCAUUCCAUCUCUUUUCAGUUUUAUGAGACAUUUCUGGCCCAGAACCUCAUCGCAGUUUGAUUUUCUUGGUAGCUUUGAGAUUUCACAUGUUGAUGCUGUACGCUGCGUGUGUGAGAGCACAGCCUGCGGUGUGACCGGAGGCCAGUGGAGAUGCACUUCUUUGCACAGUUCACAAGGUCUGGAACAGUGGGAGUUGGCCUACAGCUGCAGAGAGCUUAGCUGGAGAUAAAAGUAUUGUAUAAACAUUUACAGAAUUAACUAAGGUUAUUCUUUUACCUGACCACUGCUGUUGAUCGGUAUUGUUUUAAAUUAUUAACUAUCCCUUUCUUUCCCUGCCUCUGCAUGUACUUGCAAAUUGAGCAGUAGCUGAAUUGGUUAUGGGAGCAUCUGCAGGCCUCAGAGCAGCAAAGCUGCAGUGCUGCACAUUGCGUCGGGGCUUUCUGCUUUGCUGCCAUUAACAUUUGCAGUCGUUACUGCUUUCAUAACCCUUUUGAAAACAAAAUGACAUAUCCCAUAUGAAAUAACACAGCAAGACAGAUGCCUUCAAGAGAUCAGUUAAAAAUACUUCUGUACGGGAAGGCUAGCAGACUGUAUGUGCUAUUGCAUGUCACCUCUCAGUUUUGUAGAUGCAUUCUCUAAUAGUACUUGUGUAUGGAAAAGGUAACCCUCACUUGUGCAUCAUCCUAAUGAAUUGAUGAGUACUUCCAGCCUAUAGACUUCAUCCACAGGAAAAACACCAGUCCCAAUUUUCCAGCAUUCCCAGCUUGCCAGGUUCUGGGCCAGAAGAUGCCAAGCAAAGUCCGUGGCUUGUGUUAUUUGCAACCCUUGUAAAACCAGCACGCAUGUGUUGUUGUGAGCACUUAUAGCUUGAGAGGGGCCAAGGAAAGAUCUGUUUUGACAUUAUUUGGAGACCUUUGAGUUCAAAGCAGUGAAUGUUCCUGAGAUAAUGGUGCUGUGCUGUUCCUCUUAGGAGCUUUUAGGACUUUUGCGUUAUUGCUGAGCAUUUUGUCCUGUGUUGUUCUCUGCUAGAAAGCAUGAUGUCUCCAUUUUCAGGACACUGCGGCUUAAAAUACUAAGCCAGAAGUGAAUGGCUUCUGUGGCUGGAAGAGGUCUGUGUGCAGAAGCAGUGCCUGGGGGCACACAGUGUGCUCACCCAUCCCCAGUCCCCAGGUUUAAUAUCUGCCCCAUGAGCUGAGCCCGAGUCUGUGCCCUCCUCGCUGAUGGAAAACGUGCAGUGCUGUGGCUUAGCCUGGUUUUCUUGUACCGCAGACUAAGCUAGUCGUAUUACCUUGCAUUUGCUGUGGGCUGAAAGCACAUGCAUGGGCAGAAACCUGGGCUGAGCUGACUCAUGGAAACUCAGUGAGCAUCAGUAACCUGAUGUCAAGCCCUAAUCCACAGACUGAGCUGAGAUGAGAGUGUGGCUGUUGGCCACACACCGCUCGGUACAUGUGAGCGGGGCAGCACGGUGACAAGUGGCAGGUCCCUGCGGACACGUGGCUGUGGGAAGGGAACCCCUAUACGUAGCAGUGUGGCACAGUUGGGAUAAAGGGGGCAUCCUCUUGAAGUCUCCUUUUGAAGCCUGUUGUAGGGGUGCGAAGCAAAGCAAGCUGACGGAGGGCUGCAUGAGACCUGUCCCCAGUGCCACCGUGCCAGCACCUCCUUGUGUCACCCCCACGGUGCUCCUCAGGUUUCAUGCAACCAAGCAGCCUUCGGGCUCAGGAAUUAGCUGUCCAGGAACCGGUGCAAGGUCAGUGGAGAAGAAUGUUCUUCCUGCCGUUUGCACAAACGUUCAGCUGCAUUCGCUGCUGUGUGUCAUACUGGGUGCGAUCUCAUGUAGGAGUCUGGAAGCAGGGAAAGGCAGUUUCCUUGGUAUUGUGGGCAGAACUUGCGCUCAGAAACACAGAGAAACUUGGCAAGCGCCAGGCAGCUGAGCAGGGCUGAGUUUUCCACUGACUGUGCAGCAGGCAGAUAGGGUACAAAGCAGCAGCAUGCCAGCCCUGCAGCUCUGAGGUAGGGUUAACUGAGCAGCUCUGUCGUGUGCAUGCAGUCAGAGGUGCUAGCAAAAUCCUCUUCAAAUACCUUUAGCACAAACGUGCAGCUACAGAAGCAGGGUAGCUCUGCUCUUCCUUGCAUAGCAGCAGCUGAGCUGUUCACCGAGCCCCAGUUAGGAAACGCCAUAUGCUCCUCCUGGGAGCUGUUGGUUCCAAUUCUAAGUAUAGCUGUGGGCAAACCUUUCCUGCUGGAGCUUUCCUCUCGGUCAUGGCAGACAAGGGGAAACUCCAUUUAACUCUCAGAACCAGGGUGACAGUCUACAGGCGAGUGAAGGUGAGAACAGCUGUUUCAGGUGUGUUGAGGAAAAAAGGGGCUGUAGAUUGAUGCGGAAGGCAGUGACACUAGGAACUGGAACCAUCACUGGAGUAAUGGUUAGAUCCUUCUUGCACUGAGAAGAGCAAAAUGAUGUCAGAUGUGAAGGGACCUCCUCAUCCCUUGCAGAACCCAUCUCCGGCUAUGCUGGGUGCCUCAAUUAGCAGCAUCCCUUGCUCCAGCCUCGUUCUUGUUGCUGUUGGUUCCAAACUGUCCACACCAAGAUAGCUAUUGUUUCAGGGAUUGGGAUUUUCACAGGAUGAGAAAUGUUCUCCAUACCUUAACCAGAACCAGCCAGGCAGGCCAGAUGUGAGAGGCUUCUGGGAAUGCACAGGUCAUAUUUCCUCAUGGCUCCCACAGGUCGUUAUUUAAUAUGUAGUUGGAAUCAAAAUAUCACCUGUAAAAUGUUGGGUAGUGCACAAGAAGCAAGGAAAAAAAAAAGAAUUUGGGUUGUAGCGAGCAACGUGCAAAGACGAGAGCAAUGACAGUGAGUUGCAUCACUACCUUUAGACCAGGGUCUGAAUCCCAGGGUGGAGCUCCCCAUUAGCUACGGGUAGCACAGAAGAGCUCCUCUGCCCCUUCCAGCCUGCGGGACCUCCUGGGCAUGCUGAAGCUGGGGAUGUGGGGUCUGGGGCAUAAAGAUGUCAUCUGGCCACCCUUCCCAUUGCGUUCACUUGCUGCACGGCUGAGACACAACUGACAUCCUCCCCUCUUGCUCUGACCUGGUAGCAGAGAUGCUCCCACCCCCCUGGGCAGGCACUCAGGCUCUCCAAGCUUUGCCCCAUCUCCCGGCUGCCAUCCCCACUCUCUCUCUACAAAUGAGUAACAAACACAGGCCCAUGGCAGCCACAAGAGCCAGGCUUAACUCAGAUAGAAUGGCUUCUGUUUGGUUCCCAGCCUUUGGCCCUCCUGCAUGCACCUUGCCAACCACACUAUUUAUUUACUCUUAUAAAGUAGUGGUGGUAUUAAACAUUUCAAGAACAUGCUGCACCUCCGGAACAAUGUGGUUCUCAUUACUGUUGAUGUGUUUGCUGAGGCACUGCAGGCUGAACCUGACCGGUGAUUGCUUUCUGCUCGCAUGGUUUAUUCCACAGAGGGCUGAUUUCUCCCAGCAGGAACAGUGUCUUCCCAUGCGUCACCGUGCAGCAUGCGGCGCCCUGAUGCUGCCUGGAGCGUCCAGAUGCUGUGGUCAAAGAGAUAAUUUUGGCAAAAUAGAGUAAGGUUAGGCGGAAACUCUUCCUGCUGCCUGUCCAAAGCACAUAUCAAGGGUGCGACCUCUGCUCCUCUCCUCGCCAGGACAGGGUCUGAGUGGUAUUCAGGGCUGGCCUCGCAUUCCCCCACUGAAGGGGAUGAUGGCGAUUAGUAAACCCACCUGAGAAAAUCCUCUUAAAUUCUUAUCUUCGAUUGUGUUGUUAAUUGGCUGCACUCAGAGGGAAGAUUAAUGGAUCCCACAUGGCUGUCUGGGGGAGAACUCAGAGUUCCUUGCCACCAGCACCACCUUUUCAUUCCCUGUCAUUAACAUCUUCCUGUUUCCAGGACAACCAAGCAGUUUUUAUUAGGAUCUGAAAGAAAUGGCUAACAAACAGCCCCCCCAAACCAAAGCAAACCAACCCCCAGAGUUUCAAUGUGAUAAGGGUCUGAGGGAGCUCACUAAUGCCAUUGUGCAGCACGUUAGCCAUCGGAGCGCCCUACAAGAUCACAUUUCUUUGGCAUUUUCUAGUUGAUUACCUUAUUCACGUUUCGCUUGUUUUCUUGCUUUAAUGUUAAUUUUGGAACCUCUCCGAUUCAGCCCUGCCAUCGCUCAGCCCCAACACCGGCAGAAGCCCCGGUGCCAGAGCACUACGAGCAAGGUGGGCUCGCAGUGCCUGCUAAAAAUGAAGUGCUUAAUGAAGUUAGGGAUUAUUUUCGUUGGCACGUUUCCUGCAAGAAGACUGAGUUGCAUUUCAAUAUGCUUAUUUCUACCACUCACUCACUCCAAUUCCAUCCACACACUCUGGUAUUUUCUAUUUGUGUACUCAGUGCUAUUUUGCACCUGAACCCAAGGUGACCGCUGUGCGUACCUUCUGACAGAAGCACUCAAUCUUUUGAUUUUUAAACAUUGCUCACUGGAUGACAUAAUAGAUGGAAAACAAAAUAGUUAUGGAUUUGACUGCAUACAUUUGGGCAAAUAAUUCUGAUGCUGUAGAGGCUAAUGAGUGGCCAAUAGCUGAAUGAGUCCAAGUGUCCCAUUCCCAUUGAGUCCAUGACCAUUCCAUGGGAAGAGCUUUCUCACCAGUGCCCCCAGGCUGUUCCUGCACCGCGGCUUAGAGCAGAGGCACCAAACCCAACUUUAAACAAGCUGCCACGGGCAGACUCACUGCAGCAGCACUCAGUUCAGCACAUCCUGUGUCAUGGCAAAAUCAGAUACCUCUCUAGAAGAAUUCUUUGUAAGCAAACCUACAUAUCCUAAGAAAGACUUUUGCAACUCAGAAAGGAGAGGGACAACUAUGAGUUAAAUGAAUUUGGUUUGCAUCGUUUUCUUAUGGCUGUCUCAAACUGUUUGUGUCCCGCACACGGUUGCUGAUAGCUAUCAUGAUGUUCUAACUUUCCUCCCCACUUCUGUUGUGUUUUCCUGCGGUGAUGUUCUGAGACUCCAGCCAGUGCUCACCGUGCAGCACUGCUGAAGGGACACCCGGUGGGGGUGCCUGCAGGAAGGCUGCGGGCAGCGUGUGGGGUUUGUCUCUGUGCUGUUGCAUGCUGUAGGAACGUGUGCUCGUGGUGACGCGCGAACCCCACCCUCACAAGGAGAGCAGAUGACCAAGUCAUAGGAGGAGACCGUGUGGCAGAAGGUCGUGUCUGUGUCUGUGGCCCAGCACGCGCCCCGUCCCCGCUGCUCGUUCACAGCUAGGGCUUGUCUGAAUUCUUAGUGUCACAGUAAAGUCUUCUUAUGCUGAAAUGUAUUUUGUAUCAUGCAACUUCCUCAGAAAAGCACCCAAAAGAUGAUCUCUCUCUGACUGCCCUCUCCUCUCGAGAAGCUCUUCUCUUCUGUACAUAUGAUAUGCAGAAUGUAUGGAAGUCUUUCUAGCGUUGGUUUGCAUUUUUAAGACUGUACUAAUUAACGUGUGAUACUAUUGUGUUUUUGUAGUGGCAUCUUUGAUGUAAGAUGUAAAAACUAUUGAAAAUGAUUUUUUUUUGUUCUCGUUUGGCUUUUAGAGCUAGCACCAAGGACUGCAUGCUCGCUAGGAUCAGCCUUUCCAAGGGCCAUAGCUGCACACAGCGCCGUUGUUUGACGUGGAGUGUAGUACCGCGUUCUCAUUUUCACAGGGGUCAGUUCUGAGCAGAAACUUCCCGAGAAGCCUGCGCUUCUGGCUUUCUCUCUCUCUCAGACUCAAGCUUGUGUCAUGGGCACAUGGCGGUCCCCAGCCCUUGUCCCUCUCGGCAGUGCCCAGUCCCACUGUCUCCACCUCCAGUUGGGUUGCUGCUGCUGGCUGCAUCGGGACAACAGUCAGGACUAAAAUCGCAACGUAGUUAAAUAUUAGCCUGAGCUGCAAGUGUGAGGUCAGCAUCCCAUUGGGGCGUUUAACAUAAAGAGAGUCUGGGGUCAGUCCCUACAGGAUGGGGCCAUCUGAGGGCUCUGAUCCACAUUUCUGGGCAGGCUCGGAGGGCCUCGCGCCCAUCCUGCAGGCAGGCCUGGCUCUGAGAGAGACACUUCUCCUGAUCGUGUCCCGGGCCAAAAGGCGAGAUGUGCUGCAGCUUACCGAUCCCUUUUCCUUUCUUUUUUAACUUUUUGAAGGAGAAAGCAGCUCAGACUGCACCUGACAAAGUGACUGACUUCAAAAGCAUGUUUUUCCUCAUUAUAUAGACACUCACAAAACAGCAUCGUGUGGUUAAAAGGCGCGUUUGUGAUAGUUUCUUUUUCAGUGCCAAAAUAUAUAAGCAGUAUUGUUCGAAGGGAAAUAAUAAGAAUUUUUUUACUGUAUUGUUAUUACUGUUGAACAAAUAUUGUUUUUAAAUGUUAGAUUUUGAAGAAUUUUGUAUUGUAAACUGUUUUGUGACAUGGUGCUUUUUCAUACUGGAAUUAUUGAUUGCACCUAAAUAUGAAUUAUUUUGUUUUCUUAUAUAAAUAUGUAACCUUGAACAAUCUUGAAGACAACCAGUGUACGGUGGAUACUGAAGGUUCACGCAAAUUCUCCUACUGAAAUCCCCUAAAUGUUCUUUCCUACUAAUAAAUAUUCUGCUGCAGCCA
This is a messenger RNA of Numida meleagris (helmeted guineafowl), 9620 nucleotides long. RefSeq names its product neurocalcin delta (gene NCALD). Gene Ontology annotation, biological process: calcium-mediated signaling. Gene Ontology annotation, molecular function: tubulin binding; calcium ion binding; actin binding. Gene Ontology annotation, cellular component: cytosol. NCBI's taxonomy places the organism in Eukaryota, Metazoa, Chordata, Aves, Galliformes, Numididae. The transcript has 4 exons. Bases 170 to 751 code for a protein of 193 amino acids. The record is from RefSeq and is a predicted model, not a curated record.